Symbiodinium sp. CCMP2592 is the source of this 1182-nucleotide messenger RNA. NCBI's taxonomy places the organism in Eukaryota, Dinophyceae, Suessiales, Symbiodiniaceae. The record is from the annotation of a GenBank genome assembly.
AUGUGCCAGCCCAGCCCGACCAUAGCUGGCUUCCUCCAGCAAGCGGAGGACAACCUAGCACUGCUGAGAGCCCGGGCGCAGUUUACACCCCGUAAAGCUCGAGAAAAAGUGGCCGAGGACAGCCCGGGAAGUGCUAGCGCCCGAAUGAGUCAAAGGUUAAGAGCCACGGGCUCUACUCGCGCUUCACCCCGGCCACAGGAGCCAACCGAGCUCGAACUGCAUGCGCGUACGUUGCGCGAUCUUGAUCGAAAGAUGAGAGGCUUCGACGCACGGUUCAAGUCCAUGGAGAAGGCUGUGGCUUCUGCGGCGGAUUUAGCAGCAGCCUCCUCGAGGUGUGGCCGCGACGGCAUCGAGGCUGCAACCGCCGCAACUGCAGCAGUGCGCGUGGAAGCAGAGGCUAAGUGCCGCGAGCUGGCACAACGUAUUGAAAGCAUCUCCGUUCCUGGACGUUGGGCCCAGGACCUCGAAGUCAAAAUCGACAACAUGGUCCAGGCAUGUCUGGACCACGAUCUGCGGUGCUUGGAGAGGCGGCUCGUGGCCCAAUUCUCGAAGCGCCACUCCGAGGUUCUGGAGGCAGCUGAGCAGAUGACGUCUGAGCUGAAGGCGGAGGUGGGCCAGCAGCUGCAAGGUUUCAAGGAUGGCAGGAUUAUGGCAGCCUGUGCGCCAAACCGCCCGGCGGAGGCCUUGGCCUUGGAAGGACGCCUCAGGCUCGCUGAGGCAGACCUGCAACGAGCACUGCGGGAUGUUGACGACUGGGAGCGGGCGAGGCCAGCCCAUCACGAGCAGCGCAUCGACAAGCUCGAGGCUGAUCUGGCGAAGCUGUUUCAACGACUUGGUUCAACAUCUGACAUGGGAGUCCAGGACCCGCGCGCGCGGCGCGGAAUUCCAGAAGCUCCGUGGCGGUCAGAAGCGGAGCGUCCACAUAAGGCCACAGAAGUUGCAGGGUCAGCGUCGCAUGUGCCCUUCAUAGAACGUACGCUGCAGCCCUCGGAGCUGGCUUGCGACAGACUCGGAGAGCGCGCUUCAAAGGCAAGCGGCACUGUGAACGUCGAGCAGCCAGCCGCUGAACUUGAGGUGGCUUCCAAUUCAGGCACACCUUCAGCGCCUCCCUCCCCAUCGAUGCCAAGCCGGCCGGCGAGAGCCCGGGCCAAUUCCGAAACUCAAGCGUCUCGCGGCUUGUAG